This is a messenger RNA of Benincasa hispida (wax gourd), 660 nucleotides long. The record is from RefSeq and is a predicted model, not a curated record. Lineage: Eukaryota; Viridiplantae; Streptophyta; Magnoliopsida; Cucurbitales; Cucurbitaceae.
AUGAGCCCUAGAAAAACCACUAAAACCCUCACCCAAACCAAACUCACAUAUGGCGAAGCCACCUCUUCCCAGCGGCCGCCUGUUUCGAAACCUUCCACAACCCCCACAAAACUCGCUUUCAAAGCCUCCAAAGCUAUCGUUACCCCUCCAACCAAGAUCCUUCAACCUAAACCUAAAACCCCUCAACCAAAACCCAAAACGACCCCCAAGCCAAGGGCCAAGACACCUGCAAAACUAAGGAUGCGUCCGUCAUUUAUGGCCGCCUCCAAACCCUACACUAAGCCUGCCUCACCACCAGUCAUCCCUAACAUCACUAUAGUGGGUGCAACACAUAAUCCACUCCCAGCCUACGUCCACAACGCACCAUCACCAGUGGUGCAUCCACCACCUCCACUUUCUAUUGAGCCCUUGGCCACCAUUUAUCCAGUGGAAUCAGACGCGUCGAGCCAACCACCUCAUUCGUCCAUCCUCAUAUCUUCCCUUGGGAUGCCUCAUAUCCCAGUGGGUAGCCCUUCAUUUAUUCCACCCAUACCACCCUCUGACAGUCCUGCAUCAGAGCGCAAUCUUGAAGAGUUGGCAGAAUUGGCUCGACUGGACGAGCAAGAAGUUUUGGUGCGAUCUUGGCGUCCCUCAAUCAAAGCCAAGAGGAAGAGCAGGUGA